GGCAGCAGAUCCAGCUCUCCUGGGAAGUUGCUAGGAAGUGGAUACAGUGGCCUGGCUACCAGCGCCCAGAGAGUCCCGCAGGUCCCGUCCACUGACAAGAGAAGCAAGAUUCCCCGUAGUCAGGGCUGCAGCCGAGAGACCAGCCCAAGCAGGCUAGGACUGGCCCGGCAGCAGCCGCAUUCCCCGACCCAGCAUGAGUCAGGGGUGCAGCCGCGCGGACACCAGCCGUGAGAGCAGCCGUGACACAAGUCCCGCCAGGGGCUUUGCACCUCUCGGUGAGUACUGCCAGACUGCGAAUCCUCCCCCCCCCC
Molecule: messenger RNA, 311 nt
Organism: Staurois parvus
Lineage: Eukaryota; Metazoa; Chordata; Amphibia; Anura; Ranidae
Source: the annotation of a GenBank genome assembly